Molecule: messenger RNA, 3591 nt
Organism: Schistocerca piceifrons (Central American locust)
Lineage: Eukaryota; Metazoa; Arthropoda; Insecta; Orthoptera; Acrididae
Gene: vap
Product: ras GTPase-activating protein 1
Exons: 18
Coding region: 170-2959 (929 amino acids)
Biological process (GO): regulation of GTPase activity
Molecular function (GO): protein binding
Source: RefSeq, a predicted model, not a curated record
CUUUGUUUGCAGGCAAAGAUGUGAAACAUUAUAACCUGUUUAUUCGUCUGGUGUAGUGCAAAGAUAAUUUGACGUUUAGGGUAGAAGUCAGUUUUCAUUAUAGCGUGAGGCGUGUGGGGAGUGAAGGAUGAUAAGGUAUUAGUAAUAGGAAGGUAAGAUUAAAGCCAAGAUGGCUGAGUUUGUGAGGGGUGGACCGGCGACGGGGAUAAUUCUGCCGAAAGAAAAGCUUCAGGGCUCCCCUAGCACAGGGAGUGAUGAAGGACACGACGGUGCUAUUGGGGAGGAGUUCGAUCCUUUUUUGGGAGACGCCGAAGAAGCUGAAGGUGCUAAUGUGUCAACGGUAGUAGCACCUCCUGAAAAUUUAUGGUACCAUGGGCGGCUUGAUCGGUAUACAGCUGAAGAACGUCUAUGGCAAGCAGCAAAAAUGGGAAGUUACCUUGUUCGUGAAAGUGACAGAAAACCAGGGUCGUAUGUGUUAUCGUAUCUUGGUAGAACAGGAAUCAAUCACUUUAGGAUAACUGCUGUCUGUGGUGAUUUCUACAUUGGUGGUAGGCAGUUCGAUUCACUGUCUGAUCUCAUAGGUUACUACACAAGCUGCUCAGACCUUUUGAAACGCGAAAGGUUAAUGCAUCCUGUUCCUCCACCUGAACCAGUAAACGAUAAGAAAAGAAUUGUUGCCAUUUUACCAUACACCAAAAUGCCCGACACUGAUGAGCUAAGUUUUCAGAAAGGUGAUAUAUUUUUUGUCCAUAAUGACAUGGGAGAUGGAUGGCUGUGGGUAACGGCACAUCGGACUGGCGAACAGGGAAUGAUUUUCCGAGAUUUGGUUGAAGACUUGGAUGAAAAUAUUGAUCCAAAUACUGUUUUUAGUUGGUUUCAUCCGAAUGUUACCAAAAGUGAAGCUGUUGAUAUGCUUGUUAAAGCUGGACCGGGAAGCUUCCUUGUUAGACCAAGUGACAACUCACCUGGAGACUAUUCUCUGUUCUUUCACAUCAAUAAUCAGAUUCAAAGAUUUCGUAUUGAGAAGAAGGGUGUUCGAUAUUUGAUGGGUGGCCGUACAUUUGAAUGUUUGGAUGCUGUCAUAAACAGAUAUAGAAAGGAACAGAUUGUGGAAGGCCACACAUUAGUUAUGGCUGUGAGUAGGAAUAUGGAUGGAGAUGGAACAAUAAAAUCAAAAGAAGUACAGCAUGCUGAGAAGAUUUAUGCCACACUUCGUGAAUGCAGGGAACAAUCAGGGGUGAAGAAAAAUAAAGGCAUUAAAAUGCAGGGUUACCUCAACAAGAAGAGUGAGAAAAACAAGAAAUGGAAGUCAAUGUAUUUUGUGUUAUUGGUUGAUGGAACUGAUACUCAUUUAUAUUUUUAUGAUAAUCCAAAGCGUACAAAACCAAAGGGUCUUAUUGAUCUCAGCUGUGCCUACCUGUAUCAGGUCCAUGAUAGUGUUUUUGAUCGACCACAUUGCUUCCAGCUUGUUGAACGUGCACUGCCAUGUUUGGCUACAAUCACCUAUUUGUGUUCUAAUUCUGCUGACACCACACAGGACUGGAUAACAGCACUGAAGCCUCUCUGUGUAACACAGCAAACAAGAUCACCCAAGGUGCAAAGGUUGAGAGAGUUAAGGUGCCUGCAGCUGCAUAUUCUUGAUGCUCAUAGGUUGCCAUACAAGUUAGUGCCAAACCCUUUUUGUAUUAUAUCUCUUAAUCAAGUGAAAGUGGCCCGUACAAAAGUAAAAACAGGGCCAGAUCCAGUCUGGGAUGAGGAGUUUAUUCUGGAUGAUGUCCCACCAGAUGUUUUAACAUUCACUGUAACUGUGUACAACAAAGGAAAGCGUUCAAAGGAUACCGAAGUUGCUGAGUUGACAGUGGAGCUCAGUAGUUUGACCAAUGGGGAUGAGACGGAGGACUGGUACCAGCUGUCGGGCAUCACACCAAUCGGCGAAUGGGGCUCACUACGUCUGCGCACAAGAUAUCUGCAUGACCUUAUAAUGCCACAAGAAGAGUACUCUCCACUGCAGCAGUUGGUACUGGAUCCAUCUCUGGAAGUGGUUCGAGCUUUGGCAGACACAUGCCACUUGGACAGAGCCCCACUAGCUACUUCUUUGCUGCGUAUUUUUAGGUAUGAGAGGAAGGAAGCUGACCUGUUGAAAGCACUAAAUGAAGCUGAGAUCGAGAAAGAAGAAGAAACAUCUACGCUUUUCCGAGCAGCAUCUCUCACAACUACCCUCAUGGACUUAUAUAUGAAAUCUGUCUGCACUGGUUUUCUACAAUCAGCUAUUCAGGAUACUAUUUUAAAACUGCUUGAAUCGAAACAGUCAUGUGAGUUGAAUCCAACAAAGAUGGAAUCGCCCGAUGAUGCUUGUGCCAAUGCUGAGUUUCUGCUUCAAGUUCUUGAUGAAGUUACUCAUUCCAUCUUUAUGUCUGCCGAUGCUUGCCCAAAGACUGUAAGAUACAUCUGUGGCUGUUUGCAGAGGUCUGUAAUGAGCAAGUGGCCUCAUGAGAGACUUGUACGCACACGUGUUGUAAGUGGAUUCAUAUUCCUGAGGUUACUCUGCCCAGCAAUUCUGAAUCCUCGACAGUUUAAUCUGAUAUCAGAGCCUCCACCACCUAUGGCUGCAAGAUCUCUUAUAAUGGUUGCUAAGUGCCUUCAAAAUCUUGCUAAUCUCAUUGAAUUUGGAGGGAAGGAACCCUACAUGGAAGUUGUCAACCCCUUUAUCCUCAAAAACAAAGAGCGCAUGGUUGUUUUCCUGGAUCAGCUGUCUAAUUUGCCAGAAAAGCCUGAACCUGAGGAGGCAAGGAUUAAAGGUGAUCCAGCUCGAGAUUUAGGCACACUUCACCACAUAUGUGUCUCACAUCUAAAGGAACUACAAGCCCUUAGCAAAAGCCAGGUUACCCUAAAGAAGCUAGUCACUGUCACAGAAAUGCUGAGUAAGCACAAACAGAAGUACCUGGAAAUGAUAAGGUAGUUGUUUCAACAGGAGGCACAUCCAGUUUCCCAUAGUGAGUCUAUGUGCCAUUCUGCUUUUGGCAUUUGAGUAGGACAUGCUGAGGAAAGACUAUGGACUGUUGAAGAUGUAAUAGUUGUGGCUGAAGAGUAAGAAACUUUUUGCAUCGCUUUUCUCAAUUGCCAGGACGAAUAUACUCAGGUUAUGUGAUCGUGUUAGAUAUUGUUAUCUAAUAUAUAUUUGAAAUGAACAAUAUAGCACAAAGAGUACUCAUCAGGAAGGCAACAGUACUAUACUGUUACUUAAUUCCUAGAUAUUUAGUUUGUAUACACACACGGAUGAAUGAAGCGAUUCGAUUGAACACCUUCGACUAAAGUAGAUAUAUGUUCGCAUAAGUAUGUGAUGAAUCUUUUUUAUUACAGUGAGAUUAAUUUUUAUAUUUAUAUGUUUCGUAGUGACUGUCUGAACCGAAUGAAAACUAUUUUGAAUGUAACAGUAAUGUAAAUAUUUUGAUGCAUUUUACCUUGUGCAUUUUGUACAGAGAAAUUAUAUAGCUUAGCUCAUUUGAAGAAAAAUAAUCUCCAGUGAACUAGUGAUUACAUCUUUGUUAACUGUCUUUUUUAUGUAUGAAAUUUUACAAUACAUCAAUGUGA